Molecule: messenger RNA, 2991 nt
Organism: Uloborus diversus
Lineage: Eukaryota; Metazoa; Arthropoda; Arachnida; Araneae; Uloboridae
Product: ER degradation-enhancing alpha-mannosidase-like protein 3
Exons: 22
Coding region: 1-2991 (996 amino acids)
Biological process (GO): mannose trimming involved in glycoprotein ERAD pathway; endoplasmic reticulum mannose trimming; carbohydrate metabolic process
Cellular component (GO): membrane; endoplasmic reticulum
Molecular function (GO): calcium ion binding; mannosyl-oligosaccharide 1,2-alpha-mannosidase activity
Source: RefSeq, a predicted model, not a curated record
AUGAGUUACCGUACUUUGGUAACAUUAAUUUGGAGUACAAUAUGUGGAUUGUAUUUAAAUUACGGUGACGUGGCUUGGUGCAUGAGUUUAGAAGAAAAAGAUCAAUUAAAGGAGCAGGCCAGAGAAAUGUUCUAUCAUGCGUAUAAGUCUUACAUGGACCACGCAUACCCUGCUGAUGAGUUAAUGCCUUUGAGUUGUAAAGGAAGGUAUCGAGAUAUUGAGCCAAAUCGAGGAGACGUUGAUGAUGCUUUGGGGAACUUUUCUUUAACUUUAGUUGACACAUUGGACACUCUUGUGGUGCUAGGGGAUUUUGAUGAAUUUGAACAUGCUGUAAAGCGAGUCAUCAAGGAUGUAUCUUUUGACAAUGACGUGGUUGUGUCAGUGUUCGAGACUAACAUCCGAAUGCUAGGUGGGUUGCUGAGUGGUCAUAUUCUGGGAUCUUACCUUCAAGAGAAUUUGAAUCGCAUGCACUGGUACAGAGGAGAACUCCUGAACAUGGCUCGAGAUCUCGGAUUCAGAUUAGUUCCUGCUUUUAACACUACUACGGGUGUGCCUCAUCCUCGAAUAAAUCUUCGCUAUGGGCUAAAAUCUCCCAAACUUGGUGUUGUUAGAGAGACAUGUACAGCUUGUGCUGGCACUAUGAUUUUAGAGUUUGCUGCUUUGAGUCGAUUAACCGGAGAAACUGUAUUUGAGGAGAAAGCUAGAACAGCAAUGGACUACUUGUGGCAACAAAGGCAUAGAACAAGUGAUUUGAUGGGGACUGUGCUGAACAUACACAACGGAGACUGGAUACGACGAGAUAGUGGAGUUGGUGCUGGCAUUGACUCCUACUAUGAAUACUGCCUAAAAGCGUACAUUUUGCUUGGAGAUGAUGUUUAUUUAGAACGUUUCAAUAAACAUUACUCUGCAGUUAUGAAAUAUGUUAGCCAAGGGCCUCUUCUUGUAGAUGUUCAUAUGCACAGACCUCAUACAAACUCACGCAACUUCAUGGACUCUUUGCUUGCAUUUUGGCCAGGCUUGCAGGUUCUUAAAGGGGAUAUCAAACCAGCAAUUGAGACUCAUGAAAUGUUAUAUCAAGUAAUGCAAAGGCACAACUUUUUACCAGAAGCUUUCACUGUCGACUUCCAAGUACACUGGGGGCAGCAUCCAUUACGUCCAGAAUUUGUCGAAAGCACUUACUUUUUGUAUAAGGCUACAAACGAUCCAUAUUAUUUAGAAGUUGGUAAGAAAGUCCUGAACAGUCUACAAACACAUGCUAGAGUAGCCUGUGGCUUUGCUGCUGUUAAGGAUGUUCGGACCGGCAGCCAUGAAGACAGGAUGGACUCGUUUGUUUUAGCAGAAACAUUAAAAUACCUGUAUUUAUUAUUUGCUAAUAAAGAUGAACUAACAUUGGAGGUUGAUGAUUUUGUUUUUACUACUGAGGCUCAUCUGCUGCCACUUAGUUUAGCAAGAAUUAGCAAUUCAAGCAUUGGUGACUUGCCAAAAUUAUCCGUGUUGGAAGAGAGCAUUGAAGAAGAUUUCACGCACAGUUGCCCUAACACACACUACCUAUUCCCUGAAGGAAGAAAUUUUGCUCAGUCCAUUCGUCUUCCUCUCAAAAAUUUGGUUGAAGGCGUUUGUCCUUCGAGUAAAUCGAGAAUGAGAACUCUUCAUGCAUCUGAGUUCCAGACCAACAGCAGAGAAAAUUUAGAAACUGUGAAAAGAAUGGGAAUCACUGUCUUAAGGCUUUCUGAUGGAAGAAUUCAACUCAUUCAUAAUGCAACUAUGGCUGAAUCACCGGAGCGUGCCGAAGAAGGCAUCAUAUUUAUGCAAGAAAUGAUAGAAUUAGCAAAGAAUCAAAAAUACAGUGAUCACAGUCGCACAGUUUAUUUUUAUUUGCCUCAAAGCACAACCAGGGUUCUUUUAGAUGCCGGGCCUGCUCAGUUUGGUAUUGAUAUAAAAGGAAAAGAUCCUUUUGAAUCGGAAAUACGUAUUGCCCAACCAAAAAAGGCUUGUUCAGACCUAAAGAAUGGUGCUGAAUUAGUUGGAAAAAUUGCUGUUGUUGAACGAGGAGAAUGCAUGUUCAUAGAAAAGGCUCGAUACUUACAGAAGGUUGGAGCAAUUGCUGGGAUUGUUUUAGAUAACCAUCCUGGAACCAGUGCCAAAACUUCUCCAAUGUUCGCUAUGUCUGGCGAUGGCAAAGACGAUGUCACAAUCCCCAUGGUGUUCCUUUUCAAUGAAGAGGCAGCCCUUUUACUCAGUGCUCAUCGCCAAUAUCCCGAUAUCAUGAUUGGGAUAGCUGAGGUCUCAGCAAUACCAGAUGCUGCACCCAGUGAAAGCAAUGCUCAAUCCAGUCCCUCUUCAAAAAUCCCAGAAACUCAACCGGGUUCCGGUUCGGCCGAAGUCACGGACUCCAAGCCCGGCCCUCAGUCUUACCCGAAAUUCUUCGACGAAGACGAAUUCAUCAUUGCUCAAAAACGGGUGCAAUUUCUGCUGAGCAAACUCCACAACCUCCAGCAGAUCAAAGUGGACCUGGACCAGCUGCUGGCCCUGACUCGGGAAUUCGGGGACGAGUCCCGCAGCUCGUCGAAGGAUGGCAGCGAUGCCUACCAGAAAGUCACGAGAGAGGCCGACUUCAAAAUCGCUGUCGAGAGACUCAUGAGAAAGGAGAAGAUUCUCGAGAUCGACCAAGACGUUCAGGUCCUCCUCUCUCGCCUUCGGCAGCUCGUCCAGUUCCAGCCUUCAUCCGCUGCAUCCAGCACCAAAGAGAGCUUGCCAAUUCAGAUACUGCACUGUGAAUACAGUACUCUCAACCCGCUGCACAGCAAAACUGCCUUCGUUCAUUUUGUAAGCGACAAAAUAGGUGCUCCUAGCUACAGUAGAAAGUUUUCUUGUAAAGAUUGUAUUUUAGAGACUUCUGGGAAUAAGAAACGUAUCUUGAAAGGUAGAGUGUUCGGUAGGACCGAGAAACCCUCGUCCGACAGCCAUCCACUGCCCGAAGGAGAUUUAUGA